Symbiodinium sp. CCMP2592 is the source of this 396-nucleotide messenger RNA. The record is from the annotation of a GenBank genome assembly. NCBI's taxonomy places the organism in Eukaryota, Dinophyceae, Suessiales, Symbiodiniaceae.
AUGGCCCUUCCGGCAAAAGUGGUGCAGCAGCAAACUGCCCAAGAUCUGGCAUUGCCAGAAAACGUGCUCAACACGAUUUACAGCUUUCUUGGCGUGAUUGCGACGACGAUGUUCGUCAACAUGGGGACCUUCAUCGCUGGCAUCAUCAGGGACAACAACGCAACACAACUAUCGAAUUUGAAAACAAACCUUCAAAGCCUGGACGAGAAAGUCGAGGGACUCAGGAACAAGGUCGAUGGGCUCAAAGAGCAGAUGGUGACCAAGGCUGACCUCGAUCAGAAGGUCUCCGGACUGAAAGAGCAGAUCGUGACCAAAACUGACAUCGCUCUUUUCGUUGUGUUGGCUGGUCUUGCGAUGCUGAUUUUGAAUUCCGUUUCCAUUUCUGUGAAGGCGUGA